AACAAUCACUUAAACGGCAUCUUGAUACUAAAGAUCAUCAAAAAACUUUAAAAGCACGACCUAAAAUACAAUUAAGCAUAGUUGCUAGUUUUACAAAACAACUUGGAAUUGACAAACUUCAUCAAAUUCAAAAUUCUCAAGAAUUAUGUAUACCGUCAAAUAUUAAUAUUUUAAAACUUCCUUCAGCAUUACAAAACACAAAUUCAACAAGAAGUAAUUAUGGUUCUUAUAAUAAUAAUCAUGCUGGAAGAGAUUUUAUUGAUGCAAUUGGCAAAGUAAUUGAGGAAGAAGUUUGUUAUAAGAUCCGUAAAUCAUCUGUGUGGAGCUUAAUGAUUGAUGAAAGUAAUACUAUUACAAAAGAAAAGACUUUGGCCAUUGUAUCAAAACAUGUUAUUUUUAAUAUGCCAGUAUAUCGAUUUAUUAGAUUAAUUGAACUAAAAGAUUGUAGUGCUAAUGGAAUUAUGAAAGAAUUAAAUGAAUUUUUUAAAAUUAAAAAUCUUUCAGUUUUAACAUUAGGCCAGUUUGGUAGUGACGAAACAUCAGUUAUGUUAG
Messenger RNA from Racocetra fulgida, 552 nucleotides. The record is from the annotation of a GenBank genome assembly. Lineage: Eukaryota; Fungi; Glomeromycota; Glomeromycetes; Diversisporales; Gigasporaceae.